AUUGUGGCUAGCUUUAUACAGGUCCCAGCUAGCGAGCUAGGAAGCUAACGCGAACUCUGUGCUAGUGUGUUCUGAGAAGAUGUCUCCGCUAAGUGAUAAUCCAGCUGAAAAAGAAAGGUAGGUAAUAUUAGAUGCAUAUCUCUUGUUUUUCCAUGAAACGUUUGUGAAUAGAAGUCCUAACGUUACCUGUGAACAGAAAAACAAGCGAAGAGAAGACAGCCAUAUGUGUUAGCUAAAUUAGUUAGCUCACACUAGCUAGCGUGCCAACGAAAAUCGGUAGCCAACAUUGACGUUAGUUGGCUAGCCAUUUUCUUUGUCGUUACAAAUGAAAAGACGUAUGAACUUGUAAUUGUAUUGUUGGAUGCAGUUGAGGCGGCAGUAGCGCUUGCUAGCUAGCUGUUGCUAUUCACGUGACGUGUGCAACCCUACUUGAGUGCACUGAAUCCAGAUGAAAUGAGCUAAAUAGCAAAUUUAGCAGCUGGCCAAUUAGAUAGCCAUCAAGUUAUGAAUAGCUAGUUACCUAACAUGUUCUUCCUGAUUUACUCUGUUGCAGGUUUAUCUGCAUAUACCCUUCCUAUGUAAACAGUAAGAAGACCCUAGCAGAGGGGAGACGGAUACCUGCUGAAAAGGUAAACCAAAUCUGCAACAUUGUUCUAAUUUAUUUGGUUCAAUGCAUGGUGGACCACUUGCUAUUGCCGAUCUAUCUUGGUAAAUUGACACAUACACACCACUAUGGUCUACCUUUACCACAAGUAUACACUUCUUGAUACUGAUUCAUUAUAGCCUAUGUCAGCCAAACUCAAUUGGUGGUCCGGAUCCAGAGAAGGGUCAAUCCGGACCCGACAACAUCGCAUUUUGUUAUAUAAAAGUAAAUACAUUAUUUUUAAACGGCUUUUAAAAAAUCAACGGGCGCAGUGGCCUCUUUAACUCAGCGGCCUCUCGCUCUCCCUCGAAGCAACGCCCACCUCUACUAGUGCCCUUUCUAAUCCAAUCGCGUGGUUAUAUGCAAAUAUAAGAGGCCGCGUUUUACCCUAUCACAUUAAUCAAAAUAUCCUUAGCGGAACCUUGGGACAAACAGGCAGAAAUAUUUGGCCGCGGUUCAACUGUAAAUAUCACAGAAAGAAGGAGCUUAGUUACCAGUAUCUUUGUUAAUAUGGCUUGUUCAAAAAAAUGAAAAGUUUACUCUGAAAACCGUAUGUUCAAAGACGAGUGGACGGAACAGUAUUUAUUUAUUCUCCCCGCAACUAGCACAAAACCAAUUUGCCUGAUAUGCAUUGAGUCCGUAGCUCUCGUGAAAAGUGCCAAUGUUAAGCGCCAUUAUGACACCAGGCAUAGUAAAUUCGAUCAGACGUAUCCCCUGAACACGGAGGUGAGAACAAACAAGAUUAACCAACUCAAAUCCCAAUAAGUCCUUUAAGAUUCCCUGACAGCCCAAUAACGUGCAAUGGCGUGUUCACUGAGGAUAGCUUGGGUUUUGGGAAAACACACACAAAAUAAAAACUUUUUCAGACGCUGAGAUGGUAAAAUAGUGCAUAUGUGAAGUUGCUGACACCUUGCUUGAAGCUAAACAAAAAGAUGAGGUCAGGGAAGAAAAUGUGGCUUUGAAGGAGCAGGUUGGUGAUUGUGGCCCUGUCACUUUCUGGGGAAAGAUGGUGCCUGCAGCUGAUGUCCCUGUUCUCAAGAAACUGGCACUAUACAUCCUGACCAUGUUUGGCUCCACAUAACAGCUGUGAAUCAGCCUUCUCCACAAUUAACUUUUUAAUUAAGUUUUAAUUAAUUCUUAGUCUCAUUUAAUGUAUUUAAUGUACAUUUUAUAAAAAACAUGUUUUCUAAGUCGUAGACGACUAUGUUUGUUACUACACUGUACCACAGCGCCGAUAAUGGACAUUUGUGUCACUGGACCUUCUCUAAUAGUAGUUGAGUACCCCUAGCCUAUGUCCUCAAGUGUGUUGAGGGAUAAGGCUGACAUCUUGGUUUUCCGCUCUGUACUCAACCAGGCAGUGGAGAAUCCUACUUGUGCUGAGAUCCGUGAUGUGUUGACAGCAGCGGGGGCAAAUGUUCUUGUGGAGGUAAUGACCAAUAUUACAUCAAUAAUGGAUUGCAAAGCUACAUAUGGUGCUUUACAUAGGAGGGGAACUCUUCAUUCAUUACCAUUGUGUAGCUCGCACCUAGGUGAUUCGACAACAGCCAUUUUCCAUCGUCAAACACGUCACCAUAAGUUAGGGGUAUGGCAUUGCCUGAUUAUAAUUCUCUAAUUGUUGUUCAAUUGACCAACCACAGAACAAGAUGUACUCCAGAGAGUGGAACAGAGACGUGACAUUCAGAGGAAGAGUACGUGUUCAGUUAAAGCAGGAGGAUGGAACUCUCUGCUCAGACAAGUUUGCAUCACGUGAGUUUGUGAAGGGGAGGAGCAAUGGCCUAUGGUUCAAAUUAGCCAAACUGGAAGCAAUGCAGUCUGUUUUCACCAUCAACCGGUCUCACAACGCACAGUUGUGUGUGUGACACCAUUUACUUUUUUUUUAAUGCUUUGCUUUCCUUCUGAUUGUCCCUAAAGGUAAAGACGUGAUGAUCUACUGUGCUGAGAUGAUCCCCAAACUGAAGACCAGGACCCAGAAGGGUGCAGGGGCAGACUCAGGCUCCCAGCAAGGGGAGGGCAGCAAGAAAAGCAAGAAGAAGAGGAAGUAGAGGCCCUGUCCAGUCACACAAAGGUCCCCAUAUUACUGUUCAGUUUACUGUAAGAAACCAAGCAAGGAAGGAAGUCUGUCACAAGGAACUGGCAAGUGUCAAACCGAAAGAGUGAGAAAAUACAAAUGUAUGUGAGGUAAUUAUUUUGUAUAGGCCCGUAUGUAUGAUGCUAUGAUGUGAUAUGCCAUCAGUCACAUGUAAACAUGUAUAUUUUGUGAAUGUUAUGUAUACAUCAAAGUAUUCUGUUUCAAUUGCUGAUUGACUGCCCUGUGGUCUUAGGGAAAUGAAAGUCAAAUAAACAAUGAUUGCUUCCACUUUGUUCUGACAGUGAGAAUCAAUUGUAUUAUUCUAGUCAAGCUAUUAUGACACUUAACUUUUUCUUUUACCCAUCCCUUAUUUGCAUUAUUAUUUUUUUUUACAGAUAUUUCUUUCCUCAUCUGUGUCUAUAUAAAAUAAAUAAAUGACUUGAGGUCACACAUACAAAGCAUGUCAAAUGUUUUCACUUGUUUCAAUUUAUUUAGGCAGGUUUCAUGCUUAGUUUUUAACUAUACUGAACAAAAAUAUA
Coregonus sp. 'balchen' is the source of this 3250-nucleotide messenger RNA. The record is from the annotation of a GenBank genome assembly. NCBI's taxonomy places the organism in Eukaryota, Metazoa, Chordata, Actinopteri, Salmoniformes, Salmonidae.